This is a messenger RNA of Aspergillus oryzae RIB40, 396 nucleotides long. RefSeq lists its product as uncharacterized. Bases 1 to 396 code for a protein of 131 amino acids. The transcript is spliced from 2 exons. Lineage: Eukaryota; Fungi; Ascomycota; Eurotiomycetes; Eurotiales; Aspergillaceae. The record is from RefSeq and is a predicted model, not a curated record.
AUGGAAAUCCCGGAGGCUGCUGGUCAACGGUUCCUAGCCGCUGUGGAUCCGUGUAGCAACCAUCAGAUUGCCAAAAUCAUCAAGGAGAACUUCUCUGACCUGGCAAGUAGACUUCAUGAGCAGGUCGCUGUUCCCAACACUGGAUCGCGCUUUAUGGUUGACACUUCGCCGAUGAAGAUUCUCGGGAUUUCUUUCAAGCCACUAAAGGAUAGCGUUAUUGAUACUGUGAGCAGCGUGCUUGAGCGUGGAUGGCCUGCUCAGCAGAGACUAUGCCUCACCGUGUUACGGAAGUUAUCAAGUCCGAAAGCUCACGCGCUGGUAUUUAAGAUGAUUUGUAUGGAAUCGAUGCUCGGGAGUAGCAGAAAACUAAUAUUCGCGCCUUCCGAAAACCUGUAG